Gossypium raimondii (Peruvian cotton) is the source of this 1395-nucleotide messenger RNA. Its product is annotated as L-galactose dehydrogenase. The transcript has 5 exons. Gene Ontology annotation, biological process: L-ascorbic acid biosynthetic process. Gene Ontology annotation, molecular function: L-galactose dehydrogenase activity. Bases 243 to 1208 code for a protein of 321 amino acids. Gene Ontology annotation, cellular component: cytosol. Lineage: Eukaryota; Viridiplantae; Streptophyta; Magnoliopsida; Malvales; Malvaceae. The record is from RefSeq and is a predicted model, not a curated record.
AGUUGAGCAUAGAUGAGAGAGGGGCCAUUGUAUACAAUAGACAACAAAUUUUGCUCCUUUUCUUGUGUUCCUUCAGAAGGAAGAAAAUCCCAUCUCUUAUUUGCUCCUUAUUUUCUCAUCUUACUCUUUUAAGGAAAAAAACAAACAAGAUCAUUGUCGGCUACACUCCCAAACACUCAAUCUCCUUCCUCUCAUAUACAGUUUUUCCCCAAUUCUUCAAGAAAAAGAAACCCUAGCUAAACAUGGCUGCUCCCAAACUAGAAAUGAGACCUCUCGGAAACACGGGCCUCAAGCUCAGCAGCGUGGGCUUCGGAGCUUCCCCUCUCGGCAGCGUCUUCGGUUCCGUUUCCGAAAGCGACGCUGUCGCCUCCGUCCUCGAAGCCUUCCGCCUCGGAAUCAACUUCUUCGACACCUCCCCGUAUUAUGGAGCGACAUUGUCAGAGAAGAUGCUUGGUAAGGGACUUAAAGCUCUUGGAGUUCCUAGAAGUGAAUAUAUAGUUUCGACAAAAUGUGGGAGAUAUCGUGAAGGUUUUGAUUUCAGUGCUGAGAGAGUAACUAAAAGCAUUGAUGAAAGCUUGGAGAGGUUGCAACUUGAUUAUGUUGAUAUAUUUCAAUGCCAUGACAUUGAAUUCGGCUCUCUUGAUCAGGUUGUGAAUGAGACGAUUCCGGCACUUCAAAAACUGAAGGAAGCAGGGAAGAUUCGUUUCAUUGGUAUCACCGGGUUGCCCUUGGAAAUUUUUACUUAUGUGCUUGAUAGGGUUCCACCAGGCACUGUUGAUGUAAUAUUAUCAUAUUGCCAUUAUAGCAUUAAUGAUUCAACAUUGGAGGAUUUAUUGCCUUACUUGAAAACCAAAGGUGUUGGCGUAAUCAGUGCAUCUCCACUUGCUAUGGGACUUCUUACUGAGUUUGGUCCACCGGAGUGGCAUCCGGCAUCUCCCGAACUCAAGUCUGCCUGCCAAGCUGCUGCUGUAUAUUGUAAAGAGAAAGGAAAGAAUAUUUCGAAGUUAGCUAUGCAAUACAGCUUGUCAAACAAAGAUAUUUCGACAGUGCUGGUUGGCAUGAACUCGGUUAAACAGGUUGAAGAGAAUGUUGCCGCUGCAACAGAACUUGCACUAUUCGGGAAAGAUCAUGAAACUCUAGCUGAGGUGGAAGCAAUCCUGAAGCCAGUGAAGAAUCAGACAUGGCCGAGCGGAAUUCAACGAAGCUGAGCAACAAUAUCGACCCGUAUUUUUAUUAUUGUAUGCAUAUAUUCUCCCACAUGGAAUGGGGGCAACCAUUCUGUUGUUAUGAUACUAGUAUUCAGAUGACAAAAAUUUCCGUCCCUGUCCAAGUAAACUUGCUACUGUCCGAUUAACGAGUAUCAUUGAAAUAAUAAGCAGUCUGUCUCAUUGAAUA